Molecule: messenger RNA, 5443 nt
Organism: Centruroides sculpturatus (bark scorpion)
Lineage: Eukaryota; Metazoa; Arthropoda; Arachnida; Scorpiones; Buthidae
Gene: Klp68D
Product: kinesin-II 95 kDa subunit-like
Exons: 23
Coding region: 264-2564 (766 amino acids)
Biological process (GO): microtubule-based movement
Molecular function (GO): microtubule motor activity; ATP binding; microtubule binding
Source: RefSeq, a predicted model, not a curated record
AGUUAACUACGCAUGCGUCGGGUCAAUUAUCGGCUGUUUUCGAUGGAUGAAUGUCAGAUUUAGAAACAAAUGAAUUCUUUUCUGUGACAGACUCGAAAUCGGGUCUAAUUCCGACCCGAAAAUCAUCUGAUUAAUGGCUAAACUCAAGAAACAUUCAAGAACUCUUCCCUCGUUCUCAAUAAACUUCGCAAAUUGAAAUAUUUACGCUUCGUAAUUUAGGCUUAGUGAAUCGAGCGAUUAUUUGAGAUUAAACAGAAAACAAAAUGUCAGAAGUGAUCAGUUACAGUACUGAUAUGGUAUGUUCUAAAAAACAAAUCAAAUCCGUUAGUUCGGAAUGUGUAAAAGUUAUCGUCAGAUGUCGUCCCAUGAGUGAGAAAGAAGUCGGAGAAGGAUAUGAUAGAGUUGUUGACAUGCAUCCAGAAAGAGGUGUUGUAGAAGUUAGAAAUCCUAAACAUAUAAAUGGAGAACCAUAUAAACAGUUUACAUUUGAUGCUGUAUUUGAUUGGAAUGCAAAGCAAACAGAUCUCUACGAUGAGAUAUUUCGACCUUUAGUUGAAUCUGUUCUAGAAGGAUUUAAUGGGACGAUAUUUGCUUAUGGACAGACUGGAACUGGCAAAACUUACACAAUGGAAGGUGUAAGGAAUGACCCAGAGAGAAGAGGCGUUAUCCCAAAUUCUUUCGAGCAUAUAUUUAAUCACAUAGCUCGGUCACAGAAUCAACAGUACUUAGUGAGGGCAUCAUUUCUUGAAAUUUAUCAGGAAGAAAUUAGAGAUUUAUUAGCUAAAGAUCAGAAUAAACGAUUAGAAUUAAAAGAAAGACCAGAUACUGGUAUUUAUGUAAAGGAUUUAUCGACAUUUGUAUGCAAAAGCGUGAAAGAAAUUGAACAUGUGAUGACUAUUGGCAAUCAAAACAGAGCCGUGGGAGCAACAAAUAUGAAUUUGCAUAGUUCGAGGUCACAUGCAAUAUUCAUCAUUACAAUCGAACACAGCGAGCUUGGUAUAGAUGGACAACAUCAUAUAAGAGUGGGAAAAUUGAAUCUUGUAGAUUUGGCAGGAAGUGAAAGACAAGCUAAGACUGGGGCUGUUGGAGAAAGACAGAAGGAAGCUAUCAAAAUAAACUUAUCUCUCUCUGCUCUUGGAAAUGUGAUAUCUGCGCUUGUGGACGGUAAAAGUUCGCACAUUCCGUAUCGAGAUUCAAAAUUAACAAGGCUUCUUCAAGAUUCUCUUGGAGGAAAUGCCAAAACUAUCAUGGUAGCUAAUAUAGGACCCGCAAGCUAUAAUUAUGAUGAAACAUUAAUAACUCUCAGGUAUGCAAACCGAGCUAAAAACAUAAAGAAUAAACCUCGUGUUAAUGAAGAUCCAAAGGAUGCUCUAUUAAGAGAAUUUCAGCAGGAAAUUUCCAGAUUAAAAACCCAAUUGGCCUCGAGAAUUGGGAAACGAAAGAAAAAACGACAUUUCAAAGGAGAUGGUACAACUGAUGGAGAAUAUGAAGAUGUCGAAAUAGAUUCAGAUAUUUAUAGCGAGGAAGAAUUUCUUAAAGAACAGGAAGCAAAGCUUCAAGAAGAACGGAAAAAUGUUUUAAGUGACCAGAACUUAAUUGCAGAAGAAAAAGAAAAGCUCUUAAAUGAAAUGCAGAAUCGUCAAGAGCAAAUUCGAAAGGAACAAGAUGCGAGGGACAUGCUUGCUACUAAAAUAAAGGCAAUGGAAAGUAAAUUGUUAUCCGGAGGUAAAAACAUCAUCGAUCACACUAAUGAACAACAAAGAGCACUUGAACAGAGAAGACAGGAGAUAGCAGAACAGAAACGCCGUGAACGAGAAAUGCUUCAAAAAUUAGAGGAUAAAGAAGAGGGGAAUUUAGAGAUUAAAGAAACUUUUAGUUCACUACAGCAAGAAAUUGAAAUUAAAACAAAGAAGUUGAGAAAGUUGUUUGCGAAACUGCAAGCAGUUAAAGCCGAAAUACAAGAUCUUCAGGAAGAACAUUCGCGAGAACGUCAAGAAUUAGAAAUGACUCAGAAUGAAUUGACUAAAGAAUUGAAAUUGAAAUACCUUAUAAUAGAGAACUUCAUUCCGUUAGAAGAGAAAAAUAAAGUUUUGAGCCGCGUGGUGUUCGAUGAAGACGACGACCAAUGGAAGUUGAUGUCAAUAUCACAAGUCCCUAAUACUCAGACCUCGGAAAAGAGGCCCGUAUCUACGACGGGAAGCCGUCGUCCCGUCUCCCAGUACGCAAGAAUGGCUUCUUCUAUGGGUGGAAACCCACGUUAUAAGGGAGAAAACAUCUUGCAAGUGGAAUUAGAUAUGCCGAAUCGUACCACACGCGACUACGAUGCACCAGUAGUUGCACCUCACUUACAGGCGGCUUUAGUCGACGCUCUCAGAGAAGAGGAUGAUGUCAAUAUCGAUGCUAGUCUAAGCGUAUUUUCUCUGGACAACAAAAUUAGAAUAGGACGACGAGAUGGUAUGCAUCUCAAAAAUAAUCGACCAAGUACAGGAAAACAACACCCCCAAUCCCAACAGCCAGACACCACAUGUCGCUAUCCUCAACCCAGAGGAUUAGUCCCAAAAUAAACUUCCUCCCUACUUCCACGUCUCGUAAAAACCAUUCCAAGUUCUUGCAUGCUGCGUACUUCCAAAGUUUUUGCAAAAACGAAAGAAACUGUUUUCCGCACGGUACGUCGGCGUGCCGCUUCGGCAUAUUUCGUGAUGGAACGCUCGAGUCGAAAUGCUGCGAACGGAACCGGUCACGCUUUGGGAAUGACGUUCCAAUUUCGCAGCCGUUCGAAUUCUGGCAGUCUUUCCCAGAACACUACUCCCUUCGGUCGGUUGACAGGUACCAAAAAGGCAACCUCUCGCGGCAACACAAGUGGCAUAGCAAUUCCAGCUUGUGCAGCCUGAAAUGCAUGGAACAGAACAGAACCUCAUCGUGGCAAAAGAAGAUUCCUGACUCAAAGCGUUUCGCCAAUCGCAUAAACCUCUCUUACAAAUACAAAACAUACAACUCGUCUCCGGACUUGAGCGAAAUUAAUUCAAAAUUGAAGAAAAAGAUGUUCGGAGGAGCAGAAGACGGCAUUAGGAAACAAUUUUGGAAAUCCCGAGGUACCUCGUGGCCUUUGAAAAAUUGCGAGAAUUCUCUGGAGCGGAACUGUGGCUUAUUUCUCAUCCUUCAAUUUGUAAUGAUAGUAUUGUUUGUUUUUCAAAUCAUUGUCUUACUAAAGUCUUUGAUAAAUGGUAGGUAGCAGAAUUUCCACACUUUUUUAUCGUUUCCUUUGGGUUGGAUAGAGAUUUUCGACUAGUCAUACUUUGCCCAUGAACACUUUGUAUGGUACGUGACCCUUUUUUUACAUAAAUAUGUACAUAAAAAUAUAUACAUACAUAUAUAUUUUGGGUAUGUAUUAUAUUUUUUAAGCACAAAUUUUAUUAUUUGAGAUUUCCACACAAAUGAAAACAAAAAAAUUAUAUACAUAUAUAUAGAUAUGUAUAAACGAGACUGUGAUUUACUUUAUUAAUGUCGUCGUCUGUCGCAUCGUCUUCGUUUGCAAACGGCAUGCAAGCAACUUGUAAAAGGUGUUUAACGUUCUCUCUUUCGAUUUCUACUACAGGAAUGGGAGAUGUGCUGUCUGGCUGUCGGUACUCGGCUUAAUUUCGCACGCCCCGUGGGGCACGAUCGCUACAAACUCAGGUCUUUAUUUAUUUAUUGUACAGUGAUAGGUUCGGAUUAGAACAUUAGUUUUUCGUUUCAAAAUUGGCCCCAGCCGAUUUUUAGGUGUAGUCAGAAGGCUUCGCGAGCAGUUUGCGUGUGAUACACUUUCAUCGGUGCAAUAUUUCAAAACGUUUUAUAGGUGUACUUAACGUUGUUUUUUCCCCAGUGCAAACCAAUUUGUUUUCAGUUGAUGUGUUUAUUUAUUGCCUUCUUAGCGUAAUCGUCCAUGAAAAGUUCCUAUUACGAACGUUCUGUCGGUCAGAUUUCGUCGCACGACUUAGCUUCGUUAUUUUCAUGUAAAUAGUUUGAGAAAAGAAAUUAUUUAUUUUGCAUUUUGUUUACAAACAUUCCCACCUUUUGUCAUUUUGUUUCGAAAGGCAUGAAAAUUUCCACUUUUGAAACUGUAUGUUUAUCGAUCAAAUAAAAAUAAAUAAUCAAUAUGGAAAAUUAGUGACUCGAGCAAAUGUUUGUUUAUUCAUUUUCUGUCUAUGGAAUAUUGCCUUGUUUGAUCAAACAGUAGAGCUUUAUAUUGAAGUCUACUCAAAACACAUAGGUAGUUCUGAAUAAGUUUGAAGCCUUUUUACUGGAAAUGUAGCGCAUGCUUCUGGCUGCUACUGCACAUUUUACAAUAAUUCAUAUUUACAAAAUUGACAAAGAGCAUUCGGAUGUUUUCACUUUGGGACUUCUUCACAUGGCCAAAUCGAGAAGAGACGUUCGUGUUUUUUGAAGCUGCAUCUCCAAUGUUUUAAAUUUGUUGGAUCACAAGCCAAAGUCAGUAGGAAUGAAGAAUUUCUUCAUCACACCAAAUCCUUCAACUCAAAUGGCAAGUGUUGAGUGUCGCAGUCAUCCAUUACUUGCAUCAUCUGCAAAGAUCCAAAAAGAAUGAUGGCAAAACUUACAUGGAAAAGGCAUUUGACAGGUGGAAGAAGCAAAUUUGCUAAAUUUAGACAAGUGUCAGGUAUACUUUCUUCAUUCUCUGCAAAAUUUGCUAAAUAAAACACACACACACACACAAUCCAGAAUACUGAGUAUGGAAAUUCACAGAAAUCUCUCCUCGAGGGUUUGUGUCUGUGGGCCAUUUGUCAGGAACUUGCACCUAUAGGAAUACUCGAAAGUAAAUAUCUAUGUUCCAAAACCAUUGUUUUAAGAGCACCUGCAAUGCAGAAACACCGCAAAAGCUCGUGCCCUCAAAUUAACCAAACUCCAUCUGUAGAUAGGAAUUAGCCACAUCCACAAAGGGUUGAGAUGCCACUCCAUUUGACCGAAACAUAAAUCAUUUAACCUCAAAGUGCCAAAAUUAUACAGUGUUUGGAGAUGGGUGUCGAAACUGCGUGGUUGUUGGACAAUUUAUGGAAGUAAAGGACAUGGAACAAAUAGAAGACUUUAAGUGUCUGUUACACUGAUGUGACUAGUAGUAAACUUGUUCGAAAAUAACUGAAAAUCUUGUGUAUAAACUAAUAAUUCAGUACAGAAGCUAGUCAAUCUGCAGUUUUAACAAUCAAGUUUAUAAAAUAAUGCAAUGACCGUCAACAGAUAUCACUUGAUAUUGAAAGUAACUAUGAAUUUCUGUUGUGCCAUUUUCAAACUAUAACCCAGCUGCAUAAACGCAUCCCAUAAACACAGGGAUCUGUUGCAUAUUGAUACAAAUUUCUUGGGUGAGAGCAUAGCCAAUCUUCACAAAAAUACUAGUAAUUGGUCUUAGCAUCUGUACAGUAGACCCCCUAUAACGCUUAGAUAUGUUCCACGU